Messenger RNA from Uloborus diversus, 1823 nucleotides. RefSeq names its product catalase-like. Gene Ontology annotation, molecular function: catalase activity; heme binding. The record is from RefSeq and is a predicted model, not a curated record. The transcript has 11 exons. Bases 120 to 1634 code for a protein of 504 amino acids. Gene Ontology annotation, biological process: hydrogen peroxide catabolic process; response to hydrogen peroxide. NCBI's taxonomy places the organism in Eukaryota, Metazoa, Arthropoda, Arachnida, Araneae, Uloboridae. Gene Ontology annotation, cellular component: mitochondrion; peroxisome; cytoplasm.
UGGUCAGUCCGCCUGAUCCGUUCGAAGGAGUUAGUCUCGUGGCUGCUCGCUGGAUUACUUUGUUUCCUUAUUUAAAGGAAUUUUAAUUCAGGUGUUAGUGCGUUUCAAUAUUCUGAAAAAUGCCUAGGGACAAAGCAGCCGACCAACUGAAUGAUUUUAAGGAAUCACAGAAGGGUAAAACUGAAGCUUUGACUACCGCUUCUGGUUGCCCAAUUGGCGAUAAAUUGAAUUCUUUAACAAUUGGAGAAAGAGGUCCAGUGCUGCUUCAAGAUGUGGUCUAUUUGGAAGAAAUGGCACAUUUUGAUAGGGAAAGGAUCCCUGAAAGAGUUGUUCAUGCUAAAGGUGCUGGUGCAUUUGGAUAUUUUGAAGUGACACAUGAUAUCUCAAAGUAUACUAAGGCUAAAAUCUUCAGUGAAAAGGGCAAAAGAACUCCUCUGGCUGUCAGAUUUUCAACAGUUGGUGGUGAAUCUGGAUCUGCUGAUACUGUCAGAGACCCUCGUGGAUUUGCUGUGAAAUUCUACACUGAAGAAGGAAACUGGGAUUUGGUUGGAAAUAACACUCCAAUUUUUUUCAUUCGUGAUCCACUCUUGUUUCCCAGCUUCAUUCACACUCAGAAGCGAAAUCCCGUCACCCACUUAAAGGAUAUAGACAUGUUCUGGGACUUUAUUACCCUUCGUCCUGAAACAACUCAUCAAGUGUCUUUCCUAUUCUCUGACCGUGGUAUUCCAGAUGGUUACAGGCACAUGAAUGGCUAUGGCUCGCACACGUUUAAACUGGUUAAUGCCCAAGGUGAAGCAGUUUAUUGCAAAUUCCAUUAUAAGACUGACCAAAAAAUUAAGUGCCUCCCAGUUGAAAAAGCAAAUGAACUGUCUGGUUCCGACCCAGAUUACUCCAUCCGGGAUCUGUACAACGCCAUUGAAGCUGGUAACUAUCCAUCUUGGACCAUGUACAUUCAAGUAAUGACAUUCAAACAAGCUGAAACAUGGAAGUUCAACCCAUUCGAUUUAACAAAGGUUUGGCCUCAUGGAGAAUUUCCUUUAAUACCUGUAGGGAAAAUUGUACUUAAUAGGAACCCUAAGAAUUAUUUUGCUGAAGUUGAACAACUUGCAUUUUCACCUGCACAUUUAGUUCCAGGAAUUGAAGCAAGUCCAGAUAAAAUGCUUCAGGGACGUCUUUUUGCAUAUACUGAUACACACAGACAUAGGCUUGGUACAAAUUUCUUGCAAAUUCCUGUCAAUUGUCCUUUCCGUGCUCGACCAAGAAAUUAUCAGAGGGAUGGCCCACAGUGUGUUGAUGAAAAUCAAAAUGGUGCUCCGAAUUAUUAUCCAAACAGUUUUAGUGGCCCAGUAGAUGAUUCUAAAUGUAAAGAGCAUGUAUUCAAAGCAACUGGAGAUGUUGCUAGGUUUAAUAGUGCUGAUGAUGAUAAUUUCACACAACCAGGAAUAUUUUACCGAAAGACUUUGAAUGAUGCUGAAAGAGCUCGUUUGGUGAGCAAUAUUGUUAACCAUUUGGUCGACGCUAAGGAUUUCAUUCAAGAAAGAGCAGUUAAAAACUUCACCCAAGCUGAUCCAGAGUAUGGACGACACAUAAAGGAAGGAUUGGAGAAAUUGAAGAAUGAGAGAGCAAAAAUCUAAAGAAGCAUGUGAUCAUAUGAAACUAUCUCGAUCUCAAAAAAAUUGGAAGUAUAAAAAUCAGAAAUAGACUUUGGAUUUUGAUUUUUUUAAGUGCUAUCAUCACUUCCAAUUUGUUUUCAGUGCAGUUUUGCACACAAAUUUCAACUUUUUGUGUAAUUUUUUUAAUGCAAUAAAUGAUUUAUUUAAAUA